AUUUACUCUGUGUACAGCACCGAUUGUUGUUUGCAUAGAACACAUCGGGAACUUUUUUUUUGUAAUUACCGGCUUUCGGUCUAAUGCAGAAAAAGUAGAACGAAGUCUUUCCCUUUGCAAAAAAGAUGGAAAAGUACCACGUAUUAGAAGUGAUCGGGGAAGGGUCUUUCGGGAGAGUGUAUAAAGGCCGCAAGAAGUACAGUGGCCAGGUGGUCGCAUUAAAGUUCAUUCCCAAAGUGGGUCGCUCAGAGAAAGACUUACAAAGCUUAAAAAGAGAAAUUGAAAUAAUGAGAGGCCUUAAGCAUCCUAAUAUUGUACUCUUACUUGACAGCUUUGAGACAGAGAGAGAGGUUGUUGUGGUAACGGAGUAUGCAGAAGGAGAACUCUUUCAAAUUCUGGAGGAUGAUGGACGUUUGCCAGAAAGUCAAGUGUGUCAGAUUGCAUGCCAGCUGGUAUCUGCUUUAUAUUAUUUGCACUCUCAUCGGAUUCUUCACCGUGAUAUGAAACCUCAAAAUAUCCUCCUUGGCAAGAGUGGGGUAGUAAAGCUUUGUGACUUUGGAUUUGCACGUGCCAUGAGUGUCUCCACUCUAGUGCUAACGUCUAUCAAAGGCACACCACUAUACAUGUCUCCAGAACUUGUUGAAGAAAAGCCGUAUGAUCAUACAGCAGAUUUAUGGUCUUUGGGUUGUAUUUUGUAUGAACUCCACACAGGGGUUCCUCCAUUCUAUACAAACUCCAUCUUCCAGCUAGUAAGGUUGAUCGUGAAGGAUCCUGUGAAAUGGCCUGAUUCCAUGAGCCCGGAGUGUACGAGCUUUUUAAAAGGGUUGCUGACAAAGGAUCCUCAGAAACGAUUGUCUUGGCCACAUCUAUUGGAACAUCCUUUUGUUGCUCAAGGCAUCUUCAUUCUUUCCCAUGAAGAAAUGGACAGUCCAUUAACUGUAUGCCCGAGUCCAGAAAUCCAAGCACUUAAAUUACAACAGGCUAAGGAAAAAACAUCUCCACAUACUGGAGAGGGUAGGAUUAUUCGCAAAGCACGGGAGCAAAGAGAAAAGCGGCUUAGAGAGGAUGCCCAGGCAAACAUUCAAAAAGGAAAAAGUAUUUGUAAAGAAAAUUGUCAUACGGAGACAAGUAACCCCACAACCAAAUCCAUGCAUGAUUGUACAGAUGGAGAAAAGACAGAGUCCACACCAGGUGCACAGAUGGGCCAAAUCAGCCAUGAUUACGCCAGAGAGUUCUCUGUACUCCAAGUAGAAGGUACUGAAGUUAGCAAGAAAGAGAAAACUUCCCAAAACAACUUGGGAUCUGUACAACUUGAAAAUGGAGAAACAGAUGGUGAAGAAGAGUGGCACCAGAUGAUGGAAAUGCUGAAGACUGAUCAUCAUCAUAAACUAAUUUCAAAUCCAGAAUUUAUAUCCAGACUAAAGGGAAAACUGCAUGGUGCCAGAAUUCAGCUCUUGAGUGGGACCUUGGAGGGGGCAUAUCAGCUUCAUCCUGCAUUAGAAUUUCUGGGAAAUCUGCUGACUGUGAAAACUGACUCACAAUGCUUGAAUCAGCUAGUGCAUGAAAUAAAUCUACUUAAUUUCCUGAUGAAUAUUAUCCAACAUAUACUGGAUAAGCAAAUACUGAUGCAGCAACCUUGGACUGUGUCAAUUCUUGGAAACUUGAUGGCUGUAAUCACUUUGUAUUUAGAAAAAGAUCUCAGCUGCCAGGAACUGGUGCAAAGCCCAGGCAAUUUAGGAAACAUUUUCAUCAGAAUUCUCAUUCAUCCGGACCUUACACCUUUAAUACCAAUGGCAGGAUCCUUAUUAACAGUUUUAGCCCAUCGUGAUAUUUCCUUUGAACUGAACUGUGAUGAGUUAAUGAGAGCAACAGAACAAGCACUUUCUUCUCCAGUGGAGCAGUUUCUCUCAACUUCUGAAGGAUGUGGUCUGUUUGAUGGCUUACUCACGUUACUAUACCAAACACUGUGUGAGGCAGACAAUAACACUAUUUCUCAGUUUCUGGAUUGUGCAGUCUGGCACCUCCUUUGGCUCAGGAUCAACAUUGAACUGGAAGAUACAGAACCACACUGGAUCUGCUUUUCACAGACUGGUCUGCAGACUUUCCUGUCUCUUGCUCUCUUUUUGUUUACAAGAGCACCAUAUCAGUGUCUUCCUCUCCUGGCCAACCAUAAAGCAGACUACACACUUACACUUGGUCGCUUGCUCAUAAUUGACUGUAUGGUAUUAAUGGGUGAAAACAGUGAAGAAAAAGUUACCAGUGCUAUCCAUGACAAUACACCAUUCUGCUACAGUAGCUUGGCAGUGAUGACCUGCCAUCUGCUUUGCUUUCCAUUUGCGCUUGAUGUCCCUGAAGAGACAUUAGAAGAAAUACUGCAUUGUUACCACAGUUGUGACAUGGUGUGUCGUUUACUCCAGGUAUGCCUCGUGCUUCCUCUUCCUCUUCUGGAUCUUCCCUUGGCUUUACUUUGCCAUCUGCUUUUGAGCGACCCUAAUAACUCUAUUCCACAGUUCAUGGCUGCAGCAGAAUCGUGGGGAUUUUUCACCCUUCUUCCAGAAAAAAAAGACUUUUCCAAUAUACAUAACAAAAAAGAAAAUAUGAAUAUUGUAAAUGGCCAAGAACCUAGUGCUGCUAAAGGAGACCACACAAGCCAUUCAGAAACUAGAACUGCAAGUACACUUCUAGCAUAUUUCCUACAGUCAGAAGCUUUAUCCAGUUCAGCAGUUGAAUUAAUUUCACUACUUUCCCACAUUUCCAGGUGCUCUGGUAGUUCUAUAUUCCCUCUUCUUAUUAAUCCCUUUCUCCUGAGAAAAGCAUUACAGAAUAAGGAUGACAGUGUUCGGUCCUCUACAUGUGGACUACUAGGAAAUGCCAAUCCUUUUGUUUGCAGUGAAAACUCUGAAGAUUCAUUAUUACUCCUCUUCAAGGAUUUAAUUGCCAGAUUAAAAGAUGAUUCCUUGCCAGUCAGAAGGGCUGCUUGCAGAACAGUUGGAAACUGGGUAGGUCUGUUUCUCCCAAACAGUAUGAAUGAAUUGAUGGGAAAAGAAAGGUUGACAAAAGACAGUGCUUCAACAGAGUUAACUGUAGAGCACAGAAGGCCAAUAUCAUCUGAAAGGAGAAAUUUUCAAGUACCACCUCAUGUAAAGGAAAAUGUUUAUCCAACUAUCAGUCUGGAAAAUAAGGAAAUCUUGUCAGAGGAUAAUGCAAGCAAAAGAAUAAACAACACUGUGAAUUUUAAAGGAGGUAGAAGCGCGGUACAGAAUAUAGAAAAAAAUGACGAGGAAUCCUCCAGAGAGUCACGUAUUCAGAAAGUAGGCAAAGCUGGUCCUUUAAAAGCAACCAAUGGGCCUGUGAUAAUAAAGGAAGAAAUUAAUAGAAGAAAACCAUCCUUGACUCAAAAAUGGGAGGAAACCUUAUCUGGAGUAGUUCCUGUCCUCCUUCCUCUCAUAUCAGAUUCUGACCCUGUAAUUCGCCGGCACUGUUGCAGUACUUUGGCAAAUCUUGGACUUUCCAAUAUUCUUGGACCUUCACUUCUCCAGAGUGAUGGACUACGCCUUCUGCUAGAAACUGCUUGCAGUGAUCCUCAGUUUGCUGUACGGCAAGCAGCCCUUGGUGCCUUACGAACAUUAAGCCAGCAAGACACUAUGCGCCAGGCUCUAGUGUCACUUGAUGCCGGAGAAAAACUGCAUGCAGUGUCCCAGUAUGCAACACCGCAGAGACACUGUAAAUGGCUCGUCUCAAAACUCCGUCCUUCAGUCAGUGCUUAAAGAUUUCUGCUUCUGUCAGGGUAUUUUUCAAUAUGCCUGACCCAGGAUAUGAAUGUAUAUUAUUGUGAAAUUCUAAAAUGUAUUUUCCUCCAUAUUUAUAUUUUUUAAAUGUGUAGUAAUAAAUUUACUUUUGACACCUAA
Messenger RNA from Polypterus senegalus (gray bichir), 3908 nucleotides. It is a transcript of the gene stk36, whose product is annotated as serine/threonine kinase 36 (fused homolog, Drosophila). The record is from RefSeq and is a predicted model, not a curated record. Gene Ontology annotation, molecular function: ATP binding; protein kinase activity. Bases 126 to 3767 code for a protein of 1213 amino acids. The transcript has 21 exons. Gene Ontology annotation, biological process: protein phosphorylation. Lineage: Eukaryota; Metazoa; Chordata; Cladistia; Polypteriformes; Polypteridae. Gene Ontology annotation, cellular component: cytoplasm.